Messenger RNA from Sphaeroforma arctica JP610, 1198 nucleotides. RefSeq lists its product as hypothetical. The record is from RefSeq and is a predicted model, not a curated record. Gene Ontology annotation, biological process: mitochondrial translation. Gene Ontology annotation, cellular component: mitochondrial small ribosomal subunit. Lineage: Eukaryota; Ichthyosporea; Ichthyophonida. The transcript has 5 exons. Bases 181 to 1116 code for a protein of 311 amino acids. Gene Ontology annotation, molecular function: structural constituent of ribosome.
CAGGAAACAGAGAAGAAAAAUAUACAACAGAGGGAGGAACAUAAAAUAAGAUACAUAAAUAUAUUGAAUCGCGACAAGGUACCGAAUAACAUCCCGCAGCUUGUCUUCAAGGUCAACGAAUCCGCUAAGUGUCUUAUGCUUCUUAAUCAGACAAGUGAGUAUACGAAGCACUCCUAAAAAAUGCUUAUAAAUGGGUUUUCUAGGACGAUGAGGCCGUGGUGUGCGCACACCUGUAGGUCGCCUAUGCCACUGCAGCUACUACACACUCGAACAUACCAUGCAACAAGCACUGUAUUGGGACGGAGAGGUAGACUGUAUAAAAACAAAAUUGAUAGAACAUCGAAAGGUAUUACGCCAGAGAGAUAUGACGCAGCUCGAAUCGAUACAGUCAGGAAGAAUGUCGGUACCUUUGAGGAUCCACUCAUACGGGAAAAGUUGGACGAGAAGUUGGAUGUCGACAAGAAUGAUUGGGAGUCAUUUGGGCGUGUAGCGACUGUUAUAAAUAGCAAAGGAAAGCUGAUUUUUGAUGCGGAAAGCGAUAAGCCCACAGAACUUCCUGAUUUUCAAAAUGCUACAGACCCAGAGGCAGCAAUCAAGAAAGAAAUGUAUAAACGCAGUCAUUUCGUGAGGCUGGGUGACCACGACGACGACGAUAACGAUUCCAUCGUUAUCGAUGUGCCCAGUGUGGAGGCAGAAAUGCUGUAUGCAGAUAUGGAUAAACUCAAGAGACCUGACAUGGGAUUUGUAUCACACGCGCACAUAACGCGAUUUGCUGAGCGAUCAAAGGACUUCAUCACACCAUGGAAACUGCCAGCAAUUGAGAAUGUGGUGCGAAUUUCCUAUAGGAAUAAUAUAAGCGCAGCGAAGGAGACUCACAAGGUCGAAAGGAAAGUCGUUCUCGAGGUGCGAGCAGCUGAUUUGCCGUUGACAGAAGUGGGUAUCGCCACUAUGGCUGCACUAACUGGUCCGAGGUACAACAAGGACAAGAAAGUAUUGAAACUAACUUCAGUCCGAUUUGACAAUAGAGAGGAGAACAAGGCAUACCUCUUGGCUUUGUUGGAGAAAAUUGUGAGAGCGUCUCAGAAUGAGGAGACACAGGCUUUGGUUGAGUACUAGCUGCCCCUGGAACCCAUUUCCAUACGGAUCGUACUGCUACAAACAUGAAAAUGCCAAUAAAGAAUUUAUUUCUAAUUGCCAA